AUGGGUGUCCAACUCGAACACCUCGGCCAGAGUCUCGAGCAGUACGGACCAUGGCACUUUGGGGAUGCCCAGUUCGAGGACGGCCACCGUGCCGAGCUCGAAGCGGCGCUCUUGCAGACGGCUACCAUCUCCGGCUUGGGUGACAGACUGCUGGAGAUCUCAAAGGGGAGCAGAUCGGGAAGCCAAAGCUCGGCUCGUCUCGAGCUGAAGCUCAAGGUGAAGCCCACACCUCCGGGCUCGCCGGCGCGGACCGCAUCCGGGGCAUCUACCCCGUGCCGUCUUCGCACUCCGGGCCUUGCCUCAAACGUCGCCGGCCGGAUACGGAUUAUCGAUGGCCCUGGAACGUCGUCAACGACAUACAAGAAGCGGCGGCUCCUCCGCCAUCUCAUCACCUCGCGCCUCUCGCAGCCGUUCUCUCUCCCCGCCACCCAUAUCCUCAACCGGGAGGCGGUCACUUCCGGCGACAAACGCUUCCUCAAACUCACGGCCAUCAUGUCGGCGCGGCGUCUCAACAGCGCCGUGGUCGCUUCGCCUCAGGCCCCGUGCCCUCCGCAGCAGCCCAACCCGUCGACCUGGCUCCAUCGCGCAGCCUUGCUCAACAGCCUCCGCAGUCGGGUGUACGCCACAGCCGCCGAGCGCGCCAACAUGCCCGUCCCGGACCUGGCCGCCAAAACCGCCGUUUUCCAGCAGAGCCACGGCUCGACAACGGCAUUCGUCGGCGGCCGCUACCUCAUCACCACACCCAAUCCCAAUAACCACCCCACCCACGCACCGCCCCACCGGCGACCACCCCUUCCCGGAUCCCCACAGCCACACUCGAGCUUCCGCCCGUCGGGUCCCGGCAACCACCACAGCCACGGCAACGGCCCGAUCCACAUCCACCAACACCCCACCCACGCGGGUCUCACCACCGGCCACCACCACCACCACCACCACCACCACGCACCCAAAACCUGCCUGCGCAUCCCCUCCCCCACGCUCCGCCCUCUCCGCUCGCCCGAGCUUCGCGUAACCCGGCCGCUGAUUCCGCUCGAAGACAUUGAGCCGCUGUACGACGAGUCCUCGGACGACGGCAUGGCUUUUCCCACGUCGGAGCUCGAGAGUCGGUAUGUGUACGAUGAUGAGGAUGACGAUUGGGGAUGGCCGAGGGGGGUGGGGGGGGUGUAUGCGGAUUUUAGUGUUUAUUUUUUGGUGGGGGGUGGGGGGUGGUAA
Molecule: messenger RNA, 1212 nt
Organism: Chaetomium globosum CBS 148.51
Lineage: Eukaryota; Fungi; Ascomycota; Sordariomycetes; Sordariales; Chaetomiaceae
Exons: 2
Coding region: 1-1212 (403 amino acids)
Source: RefSeq, a predicted model, not a curated record